CCUCCACCACCAGGUAUUUUAGCCUUCAAACACAACCUGCUCGCUUCUUUUCUCUCCCCAAACUCUCUUCUGCCUCGUCUCCAACCGUCUGUGUUGCUAGAUUAGCUGUCUAGCUGCUCUGUGAUAUCCCUUUCCUCUUUUUAUUUGUAGGUGACUCUUCCCCCAAGCUCCUCGCUACGCUGCGCCCGCGAGAAAAAAUUUCAGCCUGGUAGCUCUCCUCACUAACCAACCUGCUUCCAGGAUACCCUUCCAUCCCCUCACAUCUUCAAAAUGUCCGAGACUUUCGAGUUUCAGGCUGAGAUCUCUCAGCUUCUGUCUCUGAUCAUCAACACCGUCUACUCUAACAAGGAGAUCUUCUUGCGAGAGCUCAUCUCCAACGCCUCCGAUGCCCUUGACAAGAUCCGCUAUGAGUCUCUCUCAGACCCAUCCAAGCUCGAUUCGGGCAAGGAUCUUCGCAUCGACAUUAUCCCCGACAAAGAGAACAAGACCCUCACCAUCCGCGACACUGGUAUUGGUUUCACCAAGGCUGAUUUAAUCAACAACCUCGGUACCAUUGCCCGCUCCGGUACCAAGCAGUUCAUGGAGGCCCUCACUGCCGGUGCUGAUAUCUCUAUGAUCGGCCAGUUCGGUGUCGGUUUCUACUCUGCCUACCUUGUUGCUGACAAGGUCACCGUUAUUUCCAAGCACAAUGACGACGAGCAGUACAUCUGGGAGUCCAGUGCUGGCGGUACCUUCACCCUCUCCCCCGAUACUGAGGGUGAGCAGCUCGGCCGUGGCUCCAAGAUCAUCCUCCACAUCAAGGAUGAGCAGACCGACUACCUCAAUGAGAGCAAGAUCAAGGAGGUUGUCAAGAAGCACUCCGAAUUCAUCUCCUACCCCAUCUACCUCCACGUCCUGAAGGAGACCGAGAAGGAGGUCCCUGAUGAGGAUGCCGAGGAAGAGAAGGCUGAAGAGGAUGAGGAGAAGAAGGCCAAGAUCGAGGAGGUUGAUGAUGAAGAAGAGGAGAAGAAGGAAAAGAAGACCAAGAAGAUCAAGGAGUCCAAGAUCGAGGAAGAGGAGCUUAACAAGACCAAGCCCAUCUGGACUCGCAACCCUGCCGAUAUCACCCAGGAAGAAUAUGCCUCUUUCUACAAGUCCCUCUCCAACGACUGGGAGGACCACCUCGCUGUCAAGCACUUCUCCGUCGAGGGUCAGCUCGAGUUCCGUGCCAUCCUCUUCGUCCCCAAGCGUGCUCCUUUUGAUUUGUUCGAGACUAAGAAGACCAAGAACAACAUCAAGCUGUACGUCCGUCGUGUCUUCAUCACUGACGAUGCUACCGACCUCAUCCCCGAAUGGCUCAGCUUCAUCAAGGGUGUUGUCGACUCUGAGGAUCUUCCACUCAACUUGUCUCGUGAGACUCUUCAGCAGAACAAGAUCAUGAAGGUCAUCAAGAAGAACAUUGUCAAGAAGACCCUCGAGCUCUUCAACGAAAUCGCUGAGGACCGUGAGCAAUUCGACAAGUUCUACAGUGCCUUCAGCAAGAACAUCAAGCUCGGUAUCCACGAGGACUCCCAGAACCGCCAGUCCUUGGCCAAGCUCCUCCGUUACAACUCCACCAAGUCCGGUGAUGAGAUCACCUCUCUCGCCGACUACGUCACCCGUAUGCAGGAGCACCAGAAGCAAAUCUACUACAUCACUGGCGAGUCUCUCAAGGCCGUUCAGAAGUCUCCCUUCCUUGACACCCUCAAGCAGAAGAACUUCGAGGUGCUUUUCCUUGUUGACCCCAUUGACGAGUACGCCUUCACUCAGUUGAAGGAGUUCGACGGCAAGAAGCUUGUCGACAUCACCAAGGACUUCGAGCUCGAGGAGACCGACGAGGAGAAGGCCGAGCGCGAAAAGGAAGAGAAGGAGUACGAGAGCCUUGCCAAGAGCCUCAAGAACAUCCUCGGCGACAAGGUCGAGAAGGUUGUUGUCUCUCACAAGCUCGUCGGCGCUCCUUGUGCCAUCCGUACUGGCCAGUUUGGCUGGUCCGCCAACAUGGAACGUAUCAUGAAGGCCCAGGCUCUCCGUGACACUUCCAUGAGCUCAUACAUGGCUUCCAAGAAGACCUUCGAAAUCUCCCCCAAGUCCGCCAUCAUCAAGGAGCUUAAGAAGAAGGUCGAGGCCGAUGGCGAGAACGACCGCACUGUCAAGUCCAUCACCCAGCUGCUCUUCGAGACCUCGCUCCUCGUCUCCGGCUUCACCAUCGACGAGCCCGCCAGCUUCGCCGAGCGCAUCCACAAGCUCGUCUCUCUCGGCCUGAACGUCGACGAAGAUGUUGAGACCGCCGAGGAGGCGUCCGAGGAAGCGCCCGCCGCCGAGGCCACUGGCGAGAGCACCAUGGAGGAGGUCGACUAAAUCACCACCACCACGCGCUAUCUCAUGUGAUACGAACCCCUGGAUGUAACAUGAUUUUUUCAUAAUGGACGAAAAACUUGGGGUCAUGCUUCCGAUGGAUGGAUUGUGACUUCGGCGUUUGAGCGGUUAUUUAAUGACUAAAGUGUAUUUCUUUUUACUACUUCAAUGUUUCAUUUUCAUCUCUCGGUUUGAUUUCCUGAGUCUGUAAUAAGAGAUGCAGGUCUUAGAUUAAAUAAGAAUCGAAUUGCUUUGAAAACAA
Talaromyces proteolyticus is the source of this 2635-nucleotide messenger RNA. RefSeq names its product Hsp90 protein-domain-containing protein. Gene Ontology annotation, cellular component: protein-containing complex; perinuclear region of cytoplasm; cytosol. The transcript is spliced from 2 exons. Gene Ontology annotation, molecular function: ATP-dependent protein folding chaperone; ATP binding; ATP hydrolysis activity. NCBI's taxonomy places the organism in Eukaryota, Fungi, Ascomycota, Eurotiomycetes, Eurotiales, Trichocomaceae. Gene Ontology annotation, biological process: cellular response to heat; protein folding; protein stabilization. Bases 271 to 2376 code for a protein of 701 amino acids. The record is from RefSeq and is a predicted model, not a curated record.